Messenger RNA from Drosophila nasuta, 2637 nucleotides. RefSeq lists its product as uncharacterized. The record is from RefSeq and is a predicted model, not a curated record. The coding region runs from base 104 to 2623 and encodes 839 amino acids. The transcript has a single exon. NCBI's taxonomy places the organism in Eukaryota, Metazoa, Arthropoda, Insecta, Diptera, Drosophilidae.
AAGUCUGUUAAUUCCACCGAUGCAACUUUAAGUUCAACAAACAUUUAUAAUCAAGAUGAAUAUAUUCGCUCUUUAAAAAGAAGUUUGGGAUCGCCACAACAGCAUGCUAUUCCUUCUACAUCUUCAAAAUCCAGAAAAGCACAAAAUUUCAACUAGCCUGGAUGAUAUGUUACUGGGACCAAAUGGAACUAGCCCACCUCCUCCGGCUCCCACAGAUAUAUUCGAGGAUAUUUUAAAUAUGACUAAUGAAAAUAUUUCUAUAAAUCCAUUCUUAGUUGAAAUACAAUCAGACGAGCAAAACCAGCAGCACCACAAGCCAAUUCAAACAAUAAACUACUCACCUCGACAAGCAAAAUCAGAUUCAGGAUUAUCGUCGAUGAGCGGCUGGUCACCAAAUUCCCCAGUAAUAGGAGGAAAUACACAUAAUGGAAACGUUUCACAUAAUAAAUAUAAAGAUAUCUCUGUAGAAAUGAUUCAGAUGAUGAUAAACUUGCCAGUCAUCAGUAAAAACAAAUCGGCGUCAACCACCAAAUUAAUCACUAAUGUAGCCAAAGAUAUCGAUCCCGAUAACAUAGAUGCUUAUCAACAACGAGAACAGAAGGAGAUUACUUUUGGUAAUGACUACAUAUUUUCAGAAGAAAACCUUAAUUAUAUUCAUGAGCUUUCGAAAAAUAUACCCAUUUGCUCGGUUUACGAAAAUAAAUCUAUUUUUAAUGCAAAACCAAAUCUGAACAAAUCCAGUUGCACAGUAGAUGAAAUGUUUGAAGGGGAACGCUACCGUCACCAUCAAAUCGGUCACUUUGCAAAAUCAAAGGAUGCUACUAAUAAAUCUCAAAAUACAGCAGCAACCAAAAAAAUAAGCACCAUGUCUGAAACAAAUCGGAUACCAGAUCUUUUGAGGAAUGAAAUGCAAAGUCAAAAGUUCAACGUAUUAAACAAAAUGGCAGAACCUUUUAAGGAUUUUGAAAAUUAUUCAAGGGGAAUUAUAAGUCAUCAGGAAAGCGAUAUCAAAAACGAACAAACACGUAAACCGAACUUAACAGAUAGACUAGUUUACUACCCAUCAUCAGUUGGUAUCGACGACAGUGACACCAAUAAUUUGGAUUACCUUGACAUCAAAGAAUGUGAUCGUUUUCAGAGUCAAUCAUGUUUAAAAACAAUUAAAAGUCCUGAUACACCAUUAAUAAUUCAAUCUCAUUCGUUCGAGCUUGUAGACGAACUUGAUUCUAAGGGCAUUGAAAUUGAUCAAGGACAGAACAUACAGUUAUCCUCGAUAAAAUCACCUAAGGUAUGGAACAAAAUAAGUCAUUUACUGCAGGAUAAUUUAAAAUUAAAACGUUCAGUUAGAUACAACCGCUCUCAUUCACUGCCCGGUGAUGAUUCUACACAUCGAGAGGCUGGAGAAUCUCAAAUUUAUUGUGGUCCAGCUGCUCCAAAUACAUUAGAUAAUGAAACCUUACUAAUAACAAAUAACCGUAGCCGCAGCACUGGUAGACGUAGGAAUACCCAGCUUUCAAAACGCAUUCAGAAAUUACCAAUGCGCAUUAUUCAAAGAGCAACAAGUGCAAUAUCAACAAGUGAUCAGAACAUAGAUCAAUAUACAUAUGGAGAUUCACUUAGAGAAGAUAACAAACAAAAUAAAAAACGGACCUUGUCGAUCAAAAUAAACAGCCUCAUGCGUAAGGCAAAAACAUAUAAGCGACACAGCCUCAGCCAUUUAAAUUCCGAGAUAGAAAUGGAAUUAAAUAUUAAUCAAGCUAAACAACAAAAAAAUAUUUCAGAUAAUGAACGCUCAAUAAAUAACUGUUAUGUAGAUUAUAAGUAUGAUGAAUUUCAGAAUAAAAACAAAAGUUACGGCGAAACAACUCCACAACAUUAUUAUCCUACGAAUUCUGCAAUUGCAGAAUCAAAUCUUUUUGCCAUUGUGGGGGACUUAAAACGAUCAUCAAAUACUGACUCGCAACUUCCAACUGAUUCCGAUACGAUUGGAGAGCAAAACGAUAAUGAGAAUAUUCAGCAACCUGAAAAUUUAGUAAAUCUUAACGAAGUAUAUUCCAUCAAUAAAACAAUAUGUGAAGACCUAAAGACAAGUCGUCAUUUGAUGCAGAACACACCACCUUCAUUUCGACCCGAUGAUGACAGUAAAAACUGUUCUGAAUUAGUAAUUACACAAACAUUCGACCCGACUAUAAAAUGUGAAACGUCUACAUCAAUGCCAUUGCCACAACCACCGCUUCUAGUGGCAAUAACAUUUAUAGAGAAAACUUCAGCAACUACUACAACUUCAAACUCCACAAUUGUGACAAAAAACAGCGCAUCUCAACAACAACAAUCGUUAGACAUUCCAGGCAGUCUUGGAAAUGGCUGUAGAGACGACGAUGACAAUCGUAGUCAACACUCUGGACGUACACUUUCGUCAUCACGUCGCCAGAGCACUGAGGACAGUAUUGACACAGAUGACGAAUAUUUUUGUUAUGAGCUGCGACAACUUGAGGAACUUGAGCGCACAACUGAGACUGAGGAAUCUAUAGUAGUUGCAAGCUCUGAUGUGUAUGACGAUGACGGUGGACAGAGUUGUAAGGGGAGUGCCGUUGAUAAUGCUGUACUUUUUUUCACAAAUUGAUCAAUUGGCGACUA